Molecule: messenger RNA, 538 nt
Organism: Asparagus officinalis (garden asparagus)
Lineage: Eukaryota; Viridiplantae; Streptophyta; Magnoliopsida; Asparagales; Asparagaceae
Exons: 2
Coding region: 46-528 (160 amino acids)
Source: RefSeq, a predicted model, not a curated record
GUUUACGAUGGUAAAUAUUACCUAUGUGACGCUGGAUACACCACAAUGCCAGGUUUCAUAUCCCCGUAUCGCGGUGUCCGAUAUCAUUUAAAAGAGCACACCGGUAGGACACCAAAGAAUAGGAAGGAGUUGUUCAAUUUAAGGCAUUCAUCUUUAAGAUCAAAAAUUGAGUGCACAUUUGGGAUACUGAAGAAUCGGUUUAAAAUUCUUGCGGGGAAGCCGAAUUAUCCAUUUCCCACUCAAGUGGACAUUGUACUAGCGUGUACUGUGUUGCACAACUUUAUUGCCUUGGAGGAUCCGGAUGAUGAUAUUUUAAAUGAAAAUGUUGAAAUUGAUGAAGAUACUGGGGAAGAGACAAAUGAGGACGAUUCAAAUGUGAUGGACUAUACUCAAAGUAGGACACAAAGAGAGGAUCGAGAUGUUAGAAAUGAAUGGAAGGAGUUACGAGAUCAAAUUGCUUGGGCGAUGUGGGUGGAUUAUUGUGCAAAGUACAAUGGUGGUAACACAAUGGAGAGCGGUUUAACUUAGUGUAGUAUUU